GGCGAUCCGCUGCUGAACAGAGUAUUGUCUAACUGCUUUUAGAAUUGCAUAGAACAAUAUUGGGUGAGACGCUACUUUAAACACCACACUGUGGAUACGAGGCAACCCUUGUGUUGUGUGGACAUUAUGUUGUAGGGAGGGGCUGAGUGGGAGCACAAGUACACGGAGGGAGAGAUAGGCAGGUCUGGCCACAACGUCAGAUGGAUUUUGCAACGUCUUGACGCUUCAAAUAUGAAUCUCCCGUCUGUGUGUUUGUCUCUCUCAAUUAUCACCGUGAUGGAUCUCCCGUUAGUUACCGGAAACAUGAUCUUAAUCAGAGCAGUUACCUGGACUCACAGCGUCUCCCCUCCUCAAGUGGAUUUCUGAACCAAGGUAGUCGCUUCAAUAUGCAGAGCCGUCCUUUACCUGCCGCGCGUCCGGGUCUCGUUCUCUCCAUCCUGCUGGUUAUUUGUGGUUGGGACGAGGCAACUUGCUCCCCUGGGGAGGGCAGGAGGAUCUGGCAGCAGCCCAAGUUGGACCCCGUCGCCAAGGAGCAAGCCUUCCUUCAUGAUACCUUCCCCUCAGAAUUCCUCUGGGGUUCAGGGACGUCUGCCUUCCAGACAGAGGGCGCCUGGCUGCAGGAAGGGAAGGGACCCUCGGUCUGGGACCAUUUCACCCACGCUCACGCAGGUGCAGCCGCCACUGCCAGUGUGGCAAGCGACAGCUACAAUCGCUGGCAGGAAGAUAUCGGGGCACUGGAGUAUCUGGGUGUGAGAUCCUACUUUUUCUCGCUCUCCUGGCCAAGGCUCUUUCCUGAUGGGAAUGCCGGGAGUCAGCCCAAUGCCGCUGCCGUUGAGCAUUACAGGCGCCUCAUAGAGAGACUUCUAGAAAAGGGAAUCGAGCCCGUUGUCACUCUCCAUCACUGGGAUCUGCCACAGGUCCUGCAAGAGCAGUACGGAGGCUGGAAAAACAGCUCCCUGGUGGACCUGUUUGAUGAGUAUGCUGCCUUUUGUUUCCACGCUUUUGGGAGUCGUGUCCGGUUCUGGCUCACUCUGCACAACCCGUACGUGGUGGCUGUGCAGGGCUAUGGGACGGGCGUGCACGCCCCUGGGGAGACAGCGGGGUCGCCUGGCUCCCUUAUGGUGGCCCACAACAUGAUUAGGGCUCACGCCAAAGCAUGGCAUACCUACAACAGCCACUUCCGCUCAGCUCAGAAGGGUAAAGUGUCCAUUGUUUUGGGGUCCCACUGGGUCGAGCCUCAACGAGGCAAAGCCACAGGUGCCAAUGUUGAGCUCUGUCAGCAGUCAAUGGAAGCUGUUCUUGGCUGGUUUGCUAGUCCCAUCUUUGGUGACGGGGACUACCCAGUUUCUUUGAAAGUCAAGUAUGGUGCCCUCCUGCCCACAUUCACUCCCGAGGAGAAGCUCUGGGUGCAGAAAACUGCAGACUUCUUCGCUCUGUCCUUUGGGCCUAACAGCCUCCGCCUGGGCCAGGACCUGGUCCAUUAUGGGCAGACUGUAUCCCCAGACCUGAGGCGCAUCCUCGGCUGGAUAAAUGUGGAGUACGGGAACCCGAGGGUGCUAGUGGCCGAGGCAGGCUGGUUCUCUGAAGCUAGCGUGGGGAGGGAAGACACCGUGGCCAUUUAUCUGAUGAAGAGUUUCAUAAACCAGGUCCUUCAAGCGAUCAGGUUUGACGGUGUAAAGGUCUUUGGCUACUCCGCCUGGUCACUGGUGGAUGGAUUUGAAUGGAAUUACGCAUACACUGUGAGGCGAGGUCUUUUCUAUGUCGAUUUCAGCAACCCGAACAGAACACGGACACCCAAGACCUCUGCUCAGUACUACAGGCGAGUUGUUAGGGACAACGGUUUCCCCAGUGAUGAAGCCUCUGGACCGGUCACAGGCCACUUCCCCUGUGACUUUCACUGGGGCAUCACUGACUCUGCUGUACAGGUCAAAUUCUUCCCUUUCUCCCCACAAUUUACUGACCCCUUGCUGUACAGCUGGAACCUGACUGGAGACGGGUCGCUGCGUCCGGUGCCGGGGGUAAAGCUCCACACCAGGCCAGCUCAGUGCACCGACUAUUUGGCCAUUCGUGACCAUCUUCGCCUGUUUGCCUCCACCGGAGCGUCUCAUUACCGCUUUGCACUGAACUGGUCUCUGAUUUUACCCCAUGGCGACCGCUCAAAUGUGAACACUGAAGCUCUUAGGUACUACCGCUGUGUCCUGACUGAGCUCCAGAAGUUGGACCUGGACGCUGUGGUUACCCUCUACUACCCAACGCGCAGAGCUCCACACCUGGGCAUGCCUGGGCCGCUAUAUGACUCUGGAGGCUGGCUUAACUACAGCACGGUGGAGGCCUUUCAGGAAUAUGCAGCACUUUGCUACCAGGAGCUGGGGCCGUGGGUUCGAUACUGGAUUACCAUCAAUGAGCCGAACAGAUUGGUCGAUAUUUAUUCCGGUGAUAAGCAGAUGCAUGGAGCAGCUCACAACCUGCUUCUGGCCCAUGCAAAAGCUUGGAGGUUAUAUGAGAGGGACCACUCCAGUCAACACUCAGCGCUGGUAUCUCUGGCGCUUCAUGCUGACUGGGCUGAACCUGCCAACCCAUUUCUGGAAUCACAUACGGCAGCCGCUCAGAGAUUUCUUCUGUUUGAACUUGGCCGGUUCUUAGACCCAUUGCUGGAGACCCGGGAAAAGCAGAGCAAGGGUGGGUACCCACAAGAAAUGAAGGCAUACUUGGAGGAGAGAGCCAGAGUGAGUGGCCUCUCCGAAUCGCCUCUUCCUACUUUCACAGAGACAGAGAAAGCAGAGCUGAGAGGAGCAAUGAGCUUUAUUGCACUGAACCAUUAUACAACCCACUUGGUGUCACCUUAUUUCCACACAUCAGCCACUUCCCAGCAAAAAUCUCCUGAUCACGGCUGUAUGAUUCUCUCCGACCCCUCCUGGCCUUCCUCGGGUCUGGGACAAACUCUUGUACCCUGGGGCUUGAGGAAAAUCUUAAACUGGGUGAGCCGGCGAUAUGGGCGCGCCCUGCCAGUCAUUAUCACAGCCAGUGGGAUUGAUGAUCAGUCUCCUGUUGAGGACAAACUCAGGCAACACUACCUCAAGAGUUACCUGCAGGAGGCCCUUAAAGCCCACAAAUUAGAUGGUGUCAACCUGAAGGGUUUCUACGUGUGGAAGCUCCAAGAUCGACACGUUCCUCAGUUUGGACUUUUCACCUCGACCCAACACCAAUCUAAAGCCAAAGCCUCCGUCGCUGUCUAUAGAGAAAUCAUUGCUCGCAAUGGUUUCCCCAAUGAAGCCACUGUGCAGACCUGCAGGUUACGAGGCCUGCAUGAGUCUUGUGCUGUGUGCGCCUGGAUGUUUAGAAACAAAGCCUUGCUGGUUUUUGGGGCCUGCCUCCUAAUAACAGCUGUCAUGUUGGCGGCACUCGUCUUCUUCGUCACUGUCACCAAGAGACACAGAGGGAGGAGAAGAAGGAGGAGGAGGAGAGUGCCAGUUUGUUUAUGUCCUUAUCUUAGUCAGUGAUCACUUUACAGGAUGUAAGACGGAGCAGACAAGCUUUGUGUAGAUGAAGACAGAGCUUUUGUCUGUAAUUGUGUCUGAUCCAUUAGUUCUUGGAUUUGUGCCUGUGACAAAGAUAUAAUCAGUUUAUUAAAAAUAAGAGUCACGAGAAUGUGUGGGUUUCCAUUAUGCUGCAACAACAGCUUAAUAGAUGGAUGGCAAUGGCUUAUCUCCCUGGGGUGAAUGCGGUGAAACUUUCUUAUAUUACAGUAAUAACAUUUGUUUUAUUUAAUUGGACUAAGAUCUAACUUUAAUCAAUUGUAUAUAUUACUUUAUUGUAUAUUUUCUCAUCUUUACUUAUUAAAGCAUCAGAUUUAAAGGGGAACGAGGUGUUUGCUGUGCCACAGGGGCCCCUUUCCUCUUCAUCCUCUACACUGCAGUCUUCAGACAGCUGGCUGUGUUCAGCAGAGGUUCUCUGACGACUCUGCAAUUGUCUGACUUAUUACUGAUGAUGAUGACGCAACGUUUAGAGGGCUGACACAGAACCUUGUGGACUGGUGUCAGCAGAACCACCUCCUGAUCAACGCCGGGAAGGCCAAGGAGAUGGUGGUGGACCUCCGCGGAUGUCAGUCUACACCCCCCACCACCAGUUAAUAUCCAGGGAUGAAUACUCUACCUCCUGAGGAGGCUGAGGUCUUUUGGAGUGAAGGGGCCACUCCACUCUAAAGAGGACUCUCUAUGACUCAAUGGUGUCAGAAUGACACAGAAUGGUUCUGGCAAAACCUACAUCUAUGACCCUGAGUCUCACCCACUGCAGGACUCACUGUCUGCCCUUUUUUUGCUGUUGCAUCAUGUAAAUUUCGCCAUUGACAAAUAAAGGUUUCCUCUCUCUUCUGUCUCUCUUGACGGAGCAA
Betta splendens (Siamese fighting fish) is the source of this 4390-nucleotide messenger RNA. RefSeq names its product klotho beta (gene klb). Gene Ontology annotation, molecular function: fibroblast growth factor binding; hydrolase activity, hydrolyzing O-glycosyl compounds; fibroblast growth factor receptor binding. Gene Ontology annotation, biological process: carbohydrate metabolic process; fibroblast growth factor receptor signaling pathway. NCBI's taxonomy places the organism in Eukaryota, Metazoa, Chordata, Actinopteri, Anabantiformes, Osphronemidae. The record is from RefSeq and is a predicted model, not a curated record. The coding region runs from base 387 to 3500 and encodes 1037 amino acids. The transcript is spliced from 6 exons.